UACAAAUUCUUCAAAGAAUGACAAAACAAGAGAAGCGGAACUAUUGUUUGCGUAAAGGGGAUGUGUUUGAGGAUGGCAACCGGAAGUCAGUUGGCUUUCCAACAUGGUGGCACCCAUGAAGAAUAAUCGCUGAAGGAGACGUUUAAUAAACGUUCUACAUCCUGGGUGUUUGUCUAGUGAUGGCCCCAUCAUGAAGUGUGCACACUGCCUGAUCCAGCUGCAGAGGCUUAGGCUGCUGGGCCAGUCCGCCUCAUUUGCAGGCAAAUAUGGCGCUCUGCUCCAAUCUGGUCAUCCCAGCAUCCUGCACAACACACAACCUCAGGUAUUGAGGCGUAUCCACAGCAGCCCACUGUGCUCCAAAGAUCGCAGAGUGCCAGCAGAGUUCCUCAAAGAGAAUGAUGGCAAGAACAAGUCUGUAGUCCCUCACGACCUCUUUGAGGAGUUGGCCCCUGAAAACAAAAGCAAGGCCUCCUUCAACAAGGUGGUGGACUUUUUCAACAAGGCUGACGUGAGACGGCGGGGUCACGUGGAGUUCAUCUACGCUGCUCUUAAGAAGAUGCCCGAGUUUGGUGUGGAGAAAGACCUGGCUGUGUACAACAAGCUCCUGGAUGUUUUUCCUAAGGAGGUAUUUGUGCCCAGGAACUUCAUCCAGCGCAUGUUUAACCACUAUCCCCGACAGCAGGAGUGCGCAGUGCAGAUACUAGAACAGAUGGAGACCUACGGCAUCACGCCUAACGUGGAAACUAAGGUGCUGUUGGUGCAGAUAUUUGGAGAGAAAGGCCACGCUGUGAGGAAGUACCAGCGCAUUAUGUACUGGUUCCCUAGAUUCAAACACGCCAACCCAUUCCCCAUCCCGCAUCAGCUGCCUGAAGACCCAGUAGAAUUGGCUCGCUUCAGCCUCAAACGCAUCGCAAGCGACCUGGAUGCUAAAGUCAGCGUUUACCAGAUGCCCCUCAAAGGGAUGGAAGACCACAUGACAGUUCCACACAUAGUAGGCAUCCAGAGUCCCAGCCAGAUGGAGCUCCUAGCCAAGCAUAACCCCAGCAGGCCGGUGUUUGUGGAGGGACCUUUCCCACUGUGGCUGAGGAAGACAUGCGUCCAGUACUACGUGCUUCGCGCUGACCCCACGCCACCAGACGAGAAGGUGGAGGAACCCUACGAUCCAGAGCGCUCCUUUGGCUACCCUCUGCAGCUCGACCUUGACUAUGACCGUGACCUUGGAGACAUCGAGACGUUUGACGUAGAAGACCUGGAUGAAGGUCCAGUGUUUGCCAUGUGUAUGACCAACCAGGGAGACCAGGUCACCCUCAACCAGUGGAUCUCUGGCCUCCAGGAGACCAACCCCAUUUUGGGUCAGAUCACCACCCUCUUCCGCCUGGAACCCGGACCCAGGGAGCUCCAGGCUGGAACCUACACAGAGUCAGAACACCACCACAGCUCUCGUACAGAAACCCAGAGAGAAGCAUCUACACCAGAAGAGGAGGAGGAGGAGGAACCAAGGAGGAGUAGUGGGAUGAAGCAGUGAGGAAGACAUCAUGACAUUGUACAAAUGUAGUAAUAACAAAUAAAUCCACAGCAAGAGUGACUUACGGCUGUCA
This is a messenger RNA of Doryrhamphus excisus (bluestripe pipefish), 1598 nucleotides long. It is a transcript of the gene ecsit, whose product is annotated as ECSIT signaling integrator. Gene Ontology annotation, biological process: innate immune response; cell surface receptor protein serine/threonine kinase signaling pathway. The record is from RefSeq and is a predicted model, not a curated record. NCBI's taxonomy places the organism in Eukaryota, Metazoa, Chordata, Actinopteri, Syngnathiformes, Syngnathidae. Gene Ontology annotation, cellular component: mitochondrion. Gene Ontology annotation, molecular function: protein binding.